AGCGUAGCGAAAUCCGAACUCGCGAACGAAGCCAAAAAAAAUAUCAGCGACAAAAGCCAGGGGAGCAUCGAUGAAGCCGUCGCAGAAGCGCGACGACCGUCUCCGCCACUAAGCUCCCGCGCUCUCCCAUCCGCCUCGCCCGCCCUUCCUCCAUGGCCUCGGCCACGGCCACUCUCUCCUUCCUCGCUCUGCCGCAGAGGCCCCGCCCCCGGAGCAGCUCCGGCGGAUCCCGGAACCCGAGCGUCCUCGGGCUGAGCUCGAUCUCGAUCGGGUCGGGUCCCGCCGCCGGGGGAAGGCGACGCGGGCUCAGGCUCUCCGUUUGCAGGGCCGCCGCGGUCGUGUUCCGCGACCUCGAUGCCGACGAUUUCAGGCACCCUCUCGACAAGCAGAAUACGCUGAUAUUGAGAGCAAUUCCGGGACUAAACGAUCUUGGGAGGGCUCUACUAGGAAAUGUAACAGAGCAAGUUAUGCUUCUUGAGAAUAUUGGGACAUCAGUUCUUGUUUCCAAGAAUCAGCUUUCUGAUCUCCAUGAAUUGAUGGUUGAGGCUGCGCGAAUAUUGAAUAUUGAAGCUCCAGAUCUCUAUAUACGUCAAAGUCCAGUACCAAAUGCAUAUACUUUGGCAAUCGGUGGCAAAAAACCAUUUGUAGUUGUUCAUACCAGCCUUGUGGAGCUUCUAACACGAAAAGAGUUGCAGGCCGUUUUGGCUCAUGAGUUGGGUCAUCUGAAAUGCGACCAUGGUGUGUGGCUCACAUUUGCAAAUAUUCUCACCCUUGGAGCCUAUUCUGUACCUGGACUUGGCGGAUUAAUAGCUCAAAGACUAGAAGAACAGUUAUUUAGAUGGCUUCGAGCAGCAGAGCUAACUUGUGACCGUGCUGCACUUCUCGUUGCCCAAGACCCCAAGGUUGUCAUUUCUGUUCUGAUGAAACUAGCCGGUGGAAUCCCAUCUUUGGCUGAUCAAUUAAACGUGGAUGCCUUUUUAGAGCAAGCUCGUUCUUAUGAAAAAGCAGCUUCAAGCCCUGUGGGGUGGUAUAUAAGAAAUGCUCAAACAAGGCAACUUUCACAUCCUCUGCCGGUUCUACGGGCCCGCGAGAUUGAUGAAUGGUCCAAAGUCAGGAUUACCAAGCCCUUCUGAGACGUGCUGCACAGAUCAAUUCACUGCAAAACGUAUAGAAGUCUCCAGUGCUACGGAAAAGGUUUCUAAAGUAGCUUAAGCAGAUAGAAGGUAACAGAGGAGGCAUCUAAAGAAGCUCUCUGCUGCCUUGGAAUUCAACAUCUGCUAUGGCUUCAGAUCCUCUGGAAAAUGUGGUGUAGAAUUCUCAGAAGCCUGAUUAAAAUCUUGUACAAACUGCAGAGUAUGUAAUAGGAUAUAGAAUACAGUCAAAAGAAUGACCGUCUGAUAAAGAAAUCUUGUAAUACAUUUGGUUGGACACAGGUCAGCUUCAGUGAUGCACUGUUUAUACAGAAUUCUACAAUUGGAGUUGAGCCUGAGGUGUAUGUUUUAUUAUGGAUGCCGGCCAUAAUUUUUCCUUUA
Molecule: messenger RNA, 1532 nt
Organism: Eucalyptus grandis
Lineage: Eukaryota; Viridiplantae; Streptophyta; Magnoliopsida; Myrtales; Myrtaceae
Product: protease HtpX homolog
Exons: 9
Coding region: 153-1133 (326 amino acids)
Biological process (GO): CAAX-box protein processing
Cellular component (GO): endoplasmic reticulum membrane
Molecular function (GO): metalloendopeptidase activity
Source: RefSeq, a predicted model, not a curated record